This is a messenger RNA of Gongylonema pulchrum, 414 nucleotides long. NCBI's taxonomy places the organism in Eukaryota, Metazoa, Nematoda, Chromadorea, Rhabditida, Gongylonematidae. The record is from the annotation of a GenBank genome assembly.
AUGAGAGCGGUUGUUGUUACUGGACGUGUGUUGCGGCUGGGGACGCGCCUGUGUCGCGCCAAAUCGGACGUACAGCGACCGCGAGAUGUCACCCCAUCAACAGCCGUUUUCGACGAGGUCACACAUACUGGCCAGGCAUGGGAUCAAGCGGAUUAUCGACUUGCAAGAUUUACAAUUGCACCGAAACAGGUGAAUCCAAAUGUUGCUCAGAAAUUGAUUGCUGAAGUGCCACCAAUCGAGACGGAAGAACGCACUGUUUUCUGUGAUGGUGGUCAUCCAGCACUGGGCCAUCCAAGAGUGUACAUUAAACUGGAUAAGCCAGGUAAUCAUGCAUGUGGUUACUGUGGACAACGCUUCGUAAAUACACAUUUUACGAAGGGUAGCGAUCGUGAUAUCAACCAUCUGGUAACGUAA